Messenger RNA from Melopsittacus undulatus (budgerigar), 1387 nucleotides. RefSeq names its product stabilizer of axonemal microtubules 4 (gene SAXO4). The coding region runs from base 506 to 1387 and encodes 293 amino acids. The transcript is spliced from 7 exons. Lineage: Eukaryota; Metazoa; Chordata; Aves; Psittaciformes; Psittaculidae. The record is from RefSeq and is a predicted model, not a curated record. Gene Ontology annotation, molecular function: phosphatase binding.
UGGGGGGACCUGGGGGAGGUGGGAUUGGGGUUUCCUGCUCCCUGGUGCCCUCUGUGGGGUAUCACGGUGACAGCAGAACCCAUGCAACGGUGACACUCUGUGGCAGAGCCGUUACUAGGAGACACAGUCCCCAUCAUAGCAUCCCCUUCCACAGGAGCAUUCCAUAGGCUCCAAGCUUGCUGGUCAGGCAGGGAGCUGCUCUCUGGAAGAGCUCCACCAUGGAGGAUGCCCGUCCCUUUGUCUAUGGCCUCACUGAGCUGCCGUCUGUGGAGCUGGACACUGUGUCCCCUUCGGAGAAGGCACUCACCGAGGGGAGCUCUGACCUCAUGGACUUGUAUGGCACAAACUACACCGUGGCUCAUGGUAGGGGGGCCCAAAACCUUCCCUAAAAGUGGGGUGGGCUCAUUCCCAAAGCUCAUCCCUCUUUCCCUGCUGUCACCCAGGCUUCCAUCCCCAACUUGGCCACCACACAGGCACUGGCUACGUGACCAACAACCACUCAGCCAUGCCCUGCCUGCUGCGCCCACACAGUGUAUUAGAGGGCCACGGCCGGGAUGCCAUGAGCACCACUGCUGAGCACUUCAAGCCCCUCUGGCUUCCCAAUGGCAGGAGCGUCCUGCCCCGGCACAUGCACCAGCCACAGAAUAGGGACCUGCAGGAGUACCCCCCUUCCUGCCUCCGUGUGGGGAUGGUGAGUCCCCAGCACAUGAGGUCCCACCAGAGCCAGCCCAGACUAAGAGAUAGCCACAGCACUGGUCUCCAGCCAGCUAUCCUGGAGAAGGUCACCCUUGGCACCAAGGAGCCAUUGAUCUUCACCAAAGCCACCAAGAGGACCAACUCCUGCCUGCCACCUCUGCCGAUCCGGCAGAGCCAGCCUCUCGGCGUCAGCCUCACCACAAGGGAUUACCUGCCCCCUGUGCACAGCCACGGCAAUGAGCCCCUUCCAAGGCUGCCACCAGGCUCCGAGCGAGGCAGUGGCUUCACCCGGGAGGGACGGAGCUGCCUGGGCACAGUGGUCUUGCCCACGCUGGGACCCUCAGCAUCCCUCGUAUCCCGAGGGCUGGAGGCAACCCGAGAGACCCAGGCCAGGCUGCUGGGGCAGCAGGCUCCUGGCAGGAUGGUGGGUGCAUGGUCCCAUCCCUAUCCCCAUCCUCAUCCCAUGGGAACGCGUUCCCAACUUGCCUCCAUCCCACAGGAACCAUCAGGGUACACCACUAACUAUGGCCAAUAUGUGACCCGCUGCCUAACCCCAUCCCCUGAAGCUCCAGCCAGGGAUGCCUGGAUAGCAAGACCCAUUGGUGGAAUCCAGCCCCCGCGUCCCAGUGGCUUCAGCACCAACAACCACCCCACUGGGCUGGGGGAUGUCAUUGGCCACCUCCUGAUGUGA